This is a messenger RNA of Mauremys reevesii (Reeves's turtle), 1666 nucleotides long. RefSeq names its product solute carrier family 25 member 5 (gene SLC25A5). The transcript has 4 exons. NCBI's taxonomy places the organism in Eukaryota, Metazoa, Chordata, Testudines, Geoemydidae. Gene Ontology annotation, molecular function: ATP:ADP antiporter activity. Gene Ontology annotation, biological process: mitochondrial ADP transmembrane transport; mitochondrial ATP transmembrane transport. The record is from RefSeq and is a predicted model, not a curated record. Bases 87 to 983 code for a protein of 298 amino acids. Gene Ontology annotation, cellular component: mitochondrial inner membrane.
UUCAGCAGCUCGGCCUCAGAGCCCGCGGGUCCCCCAGCAGCUGCCUCUAGCCCCUGGUUCUAAUUUAUUAACCUGUCCCCAUCGCUAUGGCCGACGCCGCCCUGUCCUUCGCCAAGGAUUUCCUGGCCGGGGGAGUGGCCGCUGCCAUCUCCAAAACAGCCGUCGCCCCCAUCGAGAGAGUGAAGCUGCUUCUGCAGGUGCAGCAUGCAAGCAAGCAGAUUGCAGCAGACCAGCAAUACAAGGGCAUCAUUGACUGUGUUGUCCGUAUCCCCAAAGAGCAGGGUGCCCUGUCCUUCUGGCGUGGCAACCUGGCUAAUGUGAUCAGAUACUUCCCUACUCAGGCCCUCAACUUCGCUUUCAAAGACAAAUACAAGCAGAUCUUUCUGGGUAGUGUUGAUAAAAGAACCCAGUUCUGGCGUUACUUUGCUGGUAACCUGGCAUCUGGUGGUGCUGCUGGUGCUACAUCUCUGUGUUUUGUGUACCCUCUUGACUUUGCCCGUACCCGUCUGGCAGCUGAUGUGGGUAAAGCUGGAGCCGACAGAGAAUUCAAGGGUCUUGGUGACUGCCUGGUCAAGAUCUUCAAGUCUGAUGGUCUUAAGGGCCUGUACCAAGGCUUCAAUGUAUCCGUUCAGGGUAUCAUUAUCUACAGAGCUGCCUAUUUUGGCAUCUAUGACACUGCAAAGGGAAUGCUUCCUGACCCAAAGAACACCCACAUCGUUAUCAGCUGGAUGAUUGCUCAGACAGUUACUGCUGUUGCUGGUUUGACCUCCUAUCCAUUUGAUACUGUCCGCCGUCGUAUGAUGAUGCAGUCAGGGCGUAAAGCAGCUGACAUCAUGUACUCUGGUACAAUUGACUGCUGGCGAAAAAUUGCCCGUGAUGAAGGGUCCAAGGCGUUCUUCAAGGGUGCAUGGUCCAAUGUACUCAGAGGAAUGGGUGGUGCGUUUGUCUUAGUAUUGUACGAUGAAAUCAAGAAGUACACUUAAGUAACUUCCGCGUGUGAACCGGCAUGUUGUAUUAUGUAACUUACUCUGAUCAUUCAUGGACUGUCGAAACUGUAUCAAUUACAACUGGUAUCCAUACUGUUUGGCAAAGGGCAGCUAUCAUGCUCACCUGACCUCUGUCUUUAUCAAGUCAUUCCCCUGAUGAUGGGACUCAAAUGUUUUUAUUUCAGGCACUCCUGGUUAAAUAACAAGUCCGAGGAAAUAAAAAAAAAAAAAAUCCAGAACCAACUCUACUAGUGUUGUACUUGCUUUACCUCUUCUUGGUAAACUCUGCUUCAGCUGCAGUGAGGAAAAUGCUGGAAGAAGCAUAGUAACUACAUGGUAGCACUUUGAGGGGGUCUAUGGGGAUGUCCUAGUCCAGGUAAAUCUAAAUUUCUAAUGCUUGUGCUAUUAGGAAAAUGUUUGAAAUAAGUGGCUAAUCCACAAACAGGGCAUAUUUCUCGUGAUGUACCCUCUUGAGGGAGAGGAAAGGGAUGCUACCUAACUAUGACUGUUUCCUUUAAAGCCACAAUCUCCUUGGAAACUACAACUUUCUGAACAAUCCCUAGUAUGCACUGGCAUCUUAAUUCAAAUCUCUGUGGUGCUCUAGUGCUUGUAUAACAGCUACCUUAUCUAAGUGAUAAGAAGCCAGCAGUGCCUGCCUGUGCCCCCCGCCCACUGGUGCU